AUGGGGGACUUCGCCUCCCCCGCUGUCGGACCCAACGGCAGUAUCUGCAUCAACAACAGCAUGAACCCGGCCAGCGGCAGCGUGGUGCCCGCCGGAGCGGUGGGCAUACCUAAGCACAGCACGGUAGUGGAGAGGCUGAGGCAGCGGAUAGAGGGCUGCCGGAGACACCACACCAUUUGCGAGAACAGGUACCAGCAAGCGCACUCCGAGCAGCUGGAGCUGGAGCGCAGGGACACCGUCAACCUGUACCAGCGGUCCCUGGAGCAGAGGGCCAAGAAGUCGGUCGGCGGUGGCGGCAGUAAGCAGCCCCAAAUCAAGCAGCAGCAGCAGCAGGACCCGGACUCGGCGUCCUCCGCGGAGCAGAGGAACAACACGCUCAUAGCGCUCCAGGAGACAGUGAAAAGAAAACUGGACAGCGCACGAUCACCGCUGAACGGUGACCAGAACGGCAUCUGUGAUGGCGGCAGCUACUCGCCAACGGGAAAACGGGUCCUAAAGGACAUCCCCGGCGGUUUAGACUCUCUAACGGGUCUUCCCAAGAACAAUAAUAAUAAUGUGCCACCCAUUUCUCCUCUGCAUCAUCAAAUGGACAUUAAGCCUAUACUGACUGGGCCAAACACGUCUACCGGCAACACUACAAACGGCAACGGCACCCAUAUGGGCAGGGCGUCCGACGAUCUGGGGAAGAACGGCAGCAGCCACCUGCAGGACAUGAAGCUGAACAGCUCCCUGGACUUGGAGGACAGUUUCAGCCUCCUCAAGGACCUGAAACAAGAGCCUCUGGACGAUGGGGCAGGAAUGGAGACCAACGAACCGCAGUCCCUAUCUAACCAGAACAAACUAUUCUCUGACAUCAACCUCAACGACCAGGAGUGGCAGGAGCUGAUUGAUGAGCUGGCCAACACCGUUCCAGAGGAUGACAUGCACGACCUCUUCAAUGAAGACUUCGAGGAGAAGAAAGAGGCGGAGUUUGGCAGGCCAGCAAACAGUCAGGCCGAAGCCCCGCAUGAAGCUGCUGGGAGUACAACACCUGGUGUCGGGGCGGCGUCAACGGGAUCCUUGCCUCCUCCUCCGCAGGGGGUCCCACAGGUUCCCAUUGGUUCACCACAGGUGCGACCGUCGUCAUCGGGGCCCCAGUUUGCGACCACCGCCAAUGGAACCCCUCCCCAGCAACCCCUGCAGCAGUCUCCAGCUGUUGCUAUGCCGUCAGGUUCACCGUUGCACAACUGCGUAGCUCGCUCACCUCAGACUCCAACCCAAGCUCAGACUCAAGCAGUCUCUAGGCCUGGGAAUGGUUACAUGAUGAACCCAGGCCCAGUUAAUCAGAUGGGGUCAGCAGGGGGCCCAGGAGGGGGUGGUCCAGGUGGGAGUGGCCCAGGUGGGACUGGCCCUGGAGGUCAGCCUGUGGGCCCGGUCACACCUGAACUGUCUCCAGCAGAGCAGCUAAAAGCAAUAGCCCAGCAUCAUGCUCACCACAGCAAGAUGAUGCAGCAUAAGCAGCAGAAACAAGCAGCUAACUGGUCACCAGUGGGUGCUCCAACCAGUCCCUACAAUUCUGGUCCCUUUAAUCAAGACAAGCCCAACAGCCCCAUGAUGUAUCCAUCACAAGUCUUUAACACACCACAAGGCCCUCUGGUGGCUGGGAUGGCUUCGAACAAUGGGCCGAAAGCCCCCAUGAACAACUACCUCCCUCACAACCCCAUGGGCAUGAUGGGACAGCAGCAGCCAAACAGCAUAAACCAGAACGCUCUGUCCAAACAACAGACACAACAGCAGCAGCAAACAGCCGCCAUGCUGUCCUACAACAACACAAAACCGCUCAGUCACUUCAGCGGCAGCGGCGUGGACCACAUGGGUCAGAGGAUGACUCCGCCCAUGGCAGGGAACAGUCAAGUCAAGAACCCCAUGAUGCCGCCCUACAUGGGAGGUGCCGGAGGAGGUGGUCAGGGACCUGGGCAGACGCAGGGGCCGAUCCCCGGACAGACAGCCCACCUGGGGGAGGAGCACAAGAGGAUCCUGAUGAUGAAGCAGAAGGUGUUGAACCAGAACAUGCCCUACAGCACCAUGCAGCCUCAUGGCCAGGAGCAAGGCGUGGUGGGAAUGUCCCGGCCACCCGGUGCAAUACCCCCUCCUCACCCAGCUGGGGGCGUUGCCUCUGGCGUGGGCCCCAGCCAAGGGUCAGGUCCACCUCCAGUCUACCCCAGCAACCAGCAGGCGGCCAUGAUGAAACAGAUGAUGGUGAUGGAAGAGAAGAGAAUGCAGAUACAAAUGAUGGAGCAACAAAAGAUCCAGAGGCAGCAUCUUCUGGUCGAACAGCUCCAGCAGCAGCAGCAUCUCCCCAGGCAGAUGGGCCAGGGCCAGAGGAAUCCAUACCCCCAAGUCAAUCAGUACCAAGGUCCUCCACAAGAUCUGGCAUCCAGAAGCCAAUCACUCCAAAAUAUGCGGUCCUCUCGACUCCUCCAGCAGCAGCACAACCAGCAGCAGAUGGUCCAGAUGAAUUCUGUUCAGGGUCAAGGUGGCCCAGUGGGACCUCAAGCCGACAUGGGACUAUCCUAUGGCACCCAGGGGUCCAACCAGGGUGCCUUAUAUGGCCUCAACCCUUCGAUGAGCCAAAUAAUCCACCAGCAGCAGCACCAGAACCAAAGCGUCCAAGCCUCCAUGGGUCUUCCACCGCAGCACAACUCUGCCGGAGGGCCUCCUCGGCAGGCAGGUGCAGGUCCUGGACUCGGAGGUAUGCCCGGGGGCCCUGGGAGCAGCGGGGCUGGAGCUUAUGGAGGGCAAGGGAUGUUAAUGAACUCCAUAACUCAGCAGCCCCUCAAAGGCCCUGCCAAAGCCCAGUCUCAGAGACUGCAAAGCAUGCUAGGAGGUGGAGGAGGUGGAGCUGGGAUGGCGGCUGGUGGCUGGCCGCAGCAGCAAGGACAAGGUCUGCAGGCCAUGGGGGGAGGAGUCGGAAGGACUACAGGAGGAGCAGGAGGAGAUAUGGUGGGGUUCACCUCCUCCCAGGGUUAUGGUAUGCAGCCGGGUCAACCUCCACGUAUGACCAAGCAACACUUUCCAGGUUCUGGGCAGGCUGGCCAGGGAAUGGACCCCAGAGUGGGCAACCCGGCUGCAAGUAUGGGCAGCCCAAUGAUGCGGCCUCAUAUGGGUAAUCAGCCGAGGACCAAUCAGCCCCGACCCAUGGUCAUGAACCAGGGGAUUAGCCAAGGGAUGAUGGCUCAGGGGAUGUCUGGGAUGGGGGCUUUUGGGCCAGGUCCAGGAGGCCCAGGAAUAGGGGGAGGAGGAGGUGGACCCUAUGGACCAGGAGGAGUUGCAGUUGGGGGUCAGCCACAGGGCUACCAAAGGACAGCCAAUCAGGACAUGUCAUCCUAUGGGUACGGGGGCGGGCCCUCAGGAGGGGGAGCCUUUGGUUUGGGUGACGGAUCGGGGGCGGAGCUGGACUCGGGCGACGGGUGGAUGGACGAGCUUUUCCAGAACCAAUAGCCAAUGGGGAACAUUUUUAGAAUGAACUCAACUUUGGGACAUAACCUGAGAAAGUCCAACAGAAAGGAUGACAUGACAUAGAUUGGCAUGUUUUGUUUUGUAAAACAUGAGAGAGAUUAUAAAUAAGUUCUGGUAUUAUGUUUUCUGUGUGUGUGCGUGUGGGGGUGUGUGUGCGUGUGUUUGAAAUGGAAGGAGCUCUCACAUGUCUUGUGCAUAAUAUUGAAAAACAAUAUAAGAAUUAGGAGGUGUGUUUUGUUAGUUUCACUCUUUUCUCCCCUGGAGUAAAUUUUCCUUACGUUCUAGUGUUUAAAAGCGAUUCCCGUUUACACCGCUUAACUUUGAACCCAAGCUUUUCUCAAACCGCAAGGCUGAUGAAGAGGAAGACUAUAUCAUUCUCAAGACGACAAUUUAUUUGUGUGACACCCUGCUCAGUGCUUCAGAUCUCUCAACUUUAUCCUCUUAAUGCUCCCAUUUCCACUCUCAGCUCUGUUCCCUCCACAUAUAUACAUACCCUCUCACCCAAAUCUCUACCCCCACUCUCCCUCCAGAGACUCGUUCAUCACUCGCAGCACUCUUUUCUCUGUUUAUAUUGGGCACAUAACAACAGGACAAAUGAUGUUCUGUUAUUGUGCAACACAAGCACAGCCUAGCUUGCGCCUUUUGCUAAGCAACCCACCCAUAAUUUCUCCUCUCUUUUUUUUGAGGGAGUUUGUUUCAUUUCCUGCAUUGUGUAGCACUGUAUGAUGGUUUUGAAUGAAGAGAACAAAGUGAAGGACAGGAGUGGGAUAGGACAGACAACUACAGCACAGCAUACACAGUGACAACAAACUAAGAAGCUAACAUGUGGACCAGUCUGUGGGACACAAGCCGCAUCCCAUACAUCAGCCAAAAAUGAUCACUGGGCACUGAAUGUACUCAAACACCACAAGUGACUUUAUUUUGUUUUGAGGGGAAUUCUUAGAGAAGCUCACCUGCAGUGCCUUGCAAAACUCCUUCAACUUUUUCAUAUUUUUGUCAUGUUACAGUCCCAAACUUUAAUGUUUUUUUUACCUGGAUUUUAUAUUAUUAACCAACUUAAGGUGAGGCAAAUUUGGGGAAAUGGAAGGAAAAGUAGACUGGGUUUUCAAAAUUGUUCACAAAUAAAUGUAAUGUAUGGCAGGAAUUACAUCAGAGGGAUGGUGUUUGUAAAAAGUCUUGCCACAGAUUCCAAAUUGGAUUUAAGUGUGAAUUUAAAUGUCUAAUCUAAACUACUACACUGUGUCUCUAUAAUGUGGUAGUGAAUACAAAUAGAAGACAGACCAUUCAAUAUUUUUUUUUAUUUUGUGAAAUUAAAAACCAUGCAUCAUUUUUCUUCCAAUUACAGUUAUGUGCAUCGCUGUGCUGUUUUAUCAUCACAUAAAAUCCCAAUAAAAUAGUCUAAAGUUUGUGCCUAUAAUGUGAAAGAAAUGUAAAAAAAAUAAAUAAAUUGAGGAGUACGAAUACCUUUGCAAGGCAGUGUAGUUUAUUCCUGCUUUUUCUCUAACAUCAUCGCAGGCUCCGUCCUUAGCCUACAGUAUGUCUGUCCAUCCUCCUGUCUCAGUACAGCCUUCCCAUCAGCCCUGCUUUACACCACAGCUUCUCAGCUGCAAACUGUGCUGCACUAUUAGGAAAAAACACAAGCAUCCCCGUUUUAGUUCACAAACCACCGCUCAGAAAUUUUGAUUUUGGCCUUACAGGCCAACAAUAUUUACCUAUAAAGGCUCUCAGUGGUUCCACUUCCCUGUCGGAAACUGUUGGCUUUACGUCAGCUGCUCAUGCUUUUAUUCACCAUCACCUUCAUCAGACUGCCUCAUCUUGAGUCCUGAAAUGUAAACAGAAAGCUAUAACAUAGGUUUUAUUGCUGUGGUUCUUGUCAACAUGUUGCAUCUCUAAAUGUUUUGUAUUAUUCGGUGAAAGACAAGAGUGUCUGUUUUUAGGACAAUGAUGUAA
This is a messenger RNA of Xiphophorus couchianus (Monterrey platyfish), 5448 nucleotides long. It is a transcript of the gene maml3, whose product is annotated as mastermind-like transcriptional coactivator 3. The coding region runs from base 1 to 3480 and encodes 1159 amino acids. Gene Ontology annotation, molecular function: transcription coactivator activity. The transcript has 6 exons. Gene Ontology annotation, cellular component: nuclear speck; nucleoplasm. Gene Ontology annotation, biological process: Notch signaling pathway; positive regulation of transcription of Notch receptor target. The record is from RefSeq and is a predicted model, not a curated record. Lineage: Eukaryota; Metazoa; Chordata; Actinopteri; Cyprinodontiformes; Poeciliidae.